This is a messenger RNA of Hypanus sabinus (Atlantic stingray), 1929 nucleotides long. RefSeq names its product cadherin-7-like. The transcript has 9 exons. The record is from RefSeq and is a predicted model, not a curated record. Gene Ontology annotation, biological process: homophilic cell-cell adhesion; cell-cell junction assembly; cell morphogenesis. NCBI's taxonomy places the organism in Eukaryota, Metazoa, Chordata, Chondrichthyes, Myliobatiformes, Dasyatidae. Gene Ontology annotation, molecular function: calcium ion binding; cadherin binding. The coding region runs from base 16 to 1929 and encodes 637 amino acids. Gene Ontology annotation, cellular component: plasma membrane; catenin complex; adherens junction.
GGAGACAUCUAUCUCAUGAAGAAGCUGGACCGAGAGGAAAAACCCUUCUACACAUUGCGGGCACAAGUGAUAAACAAAGCAACCAAUCAGCUUGUUGAACCAGAGUCUGAAUUCAACAUCAAAGUCCAGGAUAUCAACGACAAUGAACCCAGGUUUCUGAAUGGUCCUUAUGUUGCCACCGUCCCUGAAAUGUCACCUGAUGGAAUUAUUCGGGUAGCUUUACCUAAUAUGGACAGAGAGGUCAAAGAACAUUACAUGGUUAUUGUUGAGGCGAAAGACAUGGCUGGAUUGAAAGGAGGUCUCUCAGGGACAACAACUGUGACCAUCACCUUAUCUGAUGUUAAUGACAAUGGACCAAAAUUCCAACACAAGCUGUACCACUUUUCCGUGCCAGAAUCGGCUGAUAUCGAGACCACCAUCGGGAAGGUGAUGGCUACUGAUGCCGACAUUGGACAAAAUGUAGAAAUGACCUACACUGUAGAAGGCAGUGAUGGCUCAGAUACCUUUGGCAUACUUACAAAUAGUGAGACCCAGGAAGGUGUCGUCAUUCUAAAGAAGACUCUGGACUAUGAGGCCAAAAGAUGGUUUAGCCUCAGGGUGGAAGCGCUCAAUAAGCACAUUGACCCGCGGCAGCUCCAGCUGGAACGGUUUAAAGAUACAACCAGUGUGAAGAUCAAUGUGCUUGAUGUUGAUGAGGCCCCGCUCUUUCUCUCUCCCACCUACACUUUCUGGGUUCAAGAAAACCAGGAGCCAGGAGCCUUUGUAGGAGAGGUGACUGCCAGGGACCCCGACGCUGCAAACAAUUCAAUCAGGUAUUCCAUUGAUCAUCAGACAAAUAUGGGCGGUGCCUUCAUCAUUGAUGCAAGCAGGGGGACCAUCGUAACUUCUCAAUCCCUCGACCGAGAGGAGACCCCUUGGUACAAUGUAUCAGUGUGGGCUUCAGAAGCAAAUGACUCAAAGAAGAUUACCUCUGUUUUGAUACACAUAGGAGUCCUGGAUAAGAAUGAUCACUCUCCGAUGUUUCCAAUUCCCUACGAAACAUUUGUAUGUGAAAAUGCAAAGUAUGGGCAGCUCAUUCAGACCAUUAGUGCAGUGGACAAGGAUGAUCCGGUGGAUGGCCAGCAUUUCCGCUUCACUCUUGCUACAGAUGCUACCAGUAGUCUCAACUUCACUGUCAGAGAUAAUCAAGAUAACACCGCUGCCAUUCUGACACGGACAACUGGAUUUAAUCGCCGGGCACAGGCCUUUUACUUGCUGCCCAUCCUGAUUGAGGAUAAUGGGAUGCCUUCUCUGAGCAGCACCAAUACCCUCACUGUCUUUGUUUGUAAAUGCAGUAACAAUGGAGUUGGCCAACUAUGCAACACUGAAGCUUUCCUGCUCCCUGCUGGCCUUAGCACAGGAGCCCUCAUCGCUGUGGUAGUCUGCCUUCUGAUGAUAUUAGCAAUUAUCCUCCUCCUCCUCACGCUCAGGCAACACAAGAAGGAGCCUCAGUCGCCUGACGAAGGUGAUGACGUGUGUGAGAACAUUAUCCGAUACGACGAUGAAGGAGGCGGAGAGGAGGACACGCAGGCUUUCGACAUCGCCACCCUGAGAGGGUCUCACCUUCGGCGAGCAGCCAAGCUCCGUGACAAAGUAAAACCAGAAGUUCGGUCAGUAUGUCGGCAGUCUCUUGGGCUGGGGCCUGAUGCUGCUGUAUUCCGAGAGUUUAUCAACGACAGGCUCAGGGAAGCGGACUCGGAUCCCUCUGCUCUCCCAUAUGAUUCCCUGCAAACGUAUGCAUUUGAGGGGAGCGGCUCACUGGCAGGGUCCCUGAGCUCAAUCUCCUCAAUAGCCUCUAGUUCAGACCCACCUUACAAUUAUCUCUGCGACUGGGGUCCCCGAUUCCGCCACCUGGCUGAACUGUAUGGGAACUAUGACUCAGCCUCAUGA